GACGUGUUUCCUGUGCUGUUGGGGUGGGUUCGCCUGUUCCAGUCUCUCUCUCUCUCUGUGUGUCUCAGUGUCUGUCUCCAGCCCGAUGUCCCCCUGACCUCCCUCCCCACCGGAUCGCUGGAGGUUUGUCUGUGACCGACCCAGAGGGAAGGGAAUUGGACGGUGGGGAGGGGGAAGAUGGAAUGGGAAGAUCCCACGCAGUGUUGAUGCUGCCGGACUGCCCCUGAGAUUGACGCCAGUCUUGUCCCUUCCACCGGGCGGGCAGGGAUGCACAGGAAGGGGCUUUGCAUUGCCAUAGCGCCGGCUCCCUCCGCUCUGAAUCCUCGGGAGCUACCCUCUGUGAACAAGGGCAGAGUGCACUGAAGAGGAGGAGGAGGAGGAGGGGGAAAAGGGAUCGGAAGGUAUUGUUUUAUUUUAAUUUCAAAUAAGAAAGGCCAGAGCAGGAGAGAGGAAUCACUGAGCACACCCCAUCCAUCCCCUUGUGCAAAUCCACUCGAAGGAAUAUUGAUGUAUUUUCUGCCUCUGGGAGGGGGCUUUGAACUGACGGAGGCACCAUGUCAUCGAGAUUAACUCUCCCGUCUCCAAAUGAACGCAGUUUGGAACAUCAUUCCUCACACAUGGAGAACCGCUCCGAGAGGGGGUCCACGUGGUCGAGCCGGUCCCUGGGGGCACGCUGCCGGAAUUCCAUCGCCUCCUGCACCGACGAACAGCCCCACAUCGGGAAUUACCGGCUCCUCCGCACCAUCGGCAAAGGCAACUUUGCCAAAGUGAAGCUGGCCAGGCACAUCCUGACCAGCCGAGAGGUGGCAAUAAAAAUCAUCGACAAAACCCAACUGAACCCAACCAGUCUGCAGAAGGUAGGAGGUGGUAUCAGUUCAUGA
Hemiscyllium ocellatum (epaulette shark) is the source of this 881-nucleotide messenger RNA. Its product is annotated as MAP/microtubule affinity-regulating kinase 4-like. The transcript is spliced from 3 exons. The coding region runs from base 555 to 881 and encodes 108 amino acids. Gene Ontology annotation, biological process: intracellular signal transduction; protein phosphorylation. Gene Ontology annotation, cellular component: cytoplasm. Gene Ontology annotation, molecular function: ATP binding; protein serine/threonine kinase activity. The record is from RefSeq and is a predicted model, not a curated record. Lineage: Eukaryota; Metazoa; Chordata; Chondrichthyes; Orectolobiformes; Hemiscylliidae.